UGUAUCGCUUUUCGAGUUAUCAGCGGUUAUCUUGUACAUUAUCCCCAGAGCUCGGACAAGUAUUAAGGAGGGUUUUGUGAUCCGAGAUGGGGUCCCGUACAGCAGCAGCAUUCUCUCGUGGGUUCCCGAGGAUUGCCCGUCAGCUGAACUACCAGCGUGAGUUUUUGACACCCACCUCAAUCCGGGUCACCAUCCCUGGAGGUCUACCAUACCAGGCAUUCGAACAAAAAGGGUCAAAGGUGACACCAUUUAGCCUGCUUCAGUUGUUUGAGUCUACCCGUGCUUUCACCUUUUGGCCUAUCCCUACUGCGGAACGACCCGAGGAUUCAUUCGCUGAUUGUAAGGAACUAUUAUUGGAUAACUUCUUUUUCAUUGCAACAGCAAAGCUUACCAUUGAAAGACCAUUAUAUGACGAAUUUACACCCAAAUUCCCGUUGGCCGUCACCAUUAACCUUGACCAGGUAGGGCGUUCAUCAUUCCUGUUGACAAGCACAUUGGCCCACACACAUACGAACCCCUACGCUGUGUGCAAAGUACAAACAGUCUUGGUAGAUCCUACCACAAGAAAGUCUACCCCAUUUCCGGACUGGUGGCGCCGGAAAUACGCACACGACCCUGCUGUUGACGGUUCUCCGUUGAAAAUGAAGAAUUUACCAGAUAUAGACCACGCCCAGUGUCAUCAACAUGAUGUCGUUGUAAACUGGGCAGACUCUGACUCUUACUCUCACACCAAUUGGGCAUGUUACGCCCGUUAUUGUUCAGAUGCGUGCAAUUUUGGGGUGCUGCAGAAGAAGUAUAAAAAUAUCACUGAAAAAUCGCUUGAGAAUGGGGUAAAAGAACUUGAGAUGUCUUUGAUUAAAGAAUCGAGCGUCGGUGAUACUUUGAACUUAAUAUCUUGGGAAAAUGGCGAUAAUCUAAACUUUCGGGUUUUGAAAGACAGCAACACAUGCGUGCAAAUGUCAAUGGAUUUUUUUUCAUAGACAUUUUUUUCAGUUCAUUCAAACAAUAAUGAAAAUCGAAGUACAAAACAAGCAAAAAAUUCUUUUUAUUUCAAACGUCUCGUUAUUUUGAAUUUCAAUUAUACAUAAAACUUAAUAGAUUAGAUUAAGAAUAAUUUCAUCAUUGAAUUACUACUUACAUUAAUUAUAUAUCAUUAUUAAUUAAAUCGACAAUGUUACAUUUUCUUUUUAUAAUCAGGGCAGUUACAUGCGUAUGAUACUUAGCAAAAGAAAAUGUCCUUAAAAUAUUUACUUUAUUCAUGGAAACUCGUCACACACAAUUGAAAAGUUAUGUGUCCUUAUAUCUGGGUUUUAAUUAUCUCGAAAACGCAAUUUGAAUCUAUCGCCAAAAAGAUAAUUAUAACCUCAUAUUGUGUUAUUUUGGAUGUUUGUCAAAUGAUUUAGUCUAAAACAUUUCUGUCGGAAUUUGUAUAGAUUUGUACGUUAAAUCUAGUCUCAGAGUGAAUGAUUUUGUGGAAGUAUUAAUCAUAUUUAAAAUAGUAUAUUUCAAAUUGAAUAUGCUUUGCCAUGCAUUUUUUUCUGGAAACAAAAACAACAGUUUAUUGUUUCUAGUUUGAAUAACGUUUAUUUUUGUAAUUGUGAAUACAAUUCGUCAACAAAACCUCUGAUCUCUGCAUGAUGUUGGCGGUUUCAGGUGACAAAACCGCUUAAAUACCUAGAUAGGGUUACUUCGCUGUUUUCUGCCGCUAACUAUGCGGUUCAUUAUUUUCAUUUCUGAUAGUAAUAUAGCAAGAGUAAAUAUGUUUUUAUACACUAUACACUGUACAUCGACCAAACUGCAGUAACACGGGGCUACAAUCUGAUAAUGGUGCUCGGUGAUGGUAGAUAUAUAUGCAUUUGGUUUGUGAACAUUUUUAUUGAAGAUAAAAUGAUACAAAUAUUUUUUACAACCGGCAUUUUAUUAAAGACUCAUUUCUCGAC
Messenger RNA from Pecten maximus, 1940 nucleotides. RefSeq lists its product as uncharacterized. The transcript is spliced from 3 exons. The record is from RefSeq and is a predicted model, not a curated record. Bases 87 to 980 code for a protein of 297 amino acids. NCBI's taxonomy places the organism in Eukaryota, Metazoa, Mollusca, Bivalvia, Pectinida, Pectinidae.